AUGAUGAUGAUGAUGAUGAUGAUGCAUCUCAACCGAAACAUCACCAGCACCAAUCACAGCAGCAUCCGGAGCGACAACAGCGCCCACCGCCCCCGCCACCAUUUCCUCCGCAUCACGCAGCGCCGCAGCUGCUUCCUCCAAGCAACAUCGAUGCGCAGCGACAUCAGCAGCAGCAGCAGCAGCAGCAGCAGCCAAUGUUGGUGCUGCAGCCGGGCCUGCCAACAUCAACCACGUGUCCUGUACAACAGGAGCCAGGUAUCGGGUACCCUGCCAUGAGCGGUGUCCGGCAACCAAUGGCGAAUGGCAAUGGCAAUGGCAGCGGCAGCGGCGGCGGCAUCGCUGCGUCGUCACCGGCAUCCAUCACCGCCAUGCAGCCAGCGCCGACCGCAUAUGUGCAACAACAAGCGGCGCUCCCUGGUGCCAUCUCGGCUCCCCGUCCAUUUCCAAGCGUGUACGAUACACCCGUGUACAACCCGGCCAUGGCUGAAGCGCCCAUGCUGACGUACGCAGUUGAGUCCGAUGCUGGCUUGCCCCAACUUGGCAGCCAGGUGCUACAGCCAACAACAUCGUCGUCGUCAUCUUCUGCAGUAGCAGCAACAUCGUCUUCAGCAACAGCAGCAGCGCCCCCUGUCUUGAUUGAGACGUGCCAGCCCAUGCCCAGGUCCACAAUUGCCGCGGACACACUCAAUGGCGGUCUGCCCGCACACGCGCCCCAAUACCACUACCUCCUCCACCACCAACCACAACAACAACAACAACAACAACAACAACAACAACAACAACAACAACAACAACAACAACAACAACAGCCGUUCUCCAUGCCAUCAAGUGCUCACCAGCACGUUGAUGCUGUUCACCCACAUCCCGUGAUGCUGUGCUCUGAUGCGCCUGCCCUGCCGCACGUCAGCGCACCACCUCCGUUGCUCUCAGUCCAUCACAGUCAUCAGCACCACGUGUAUCAGCAGUUGCUCCCGGGACACGAUGGGCACCAAUUUGAGCCACAGCACCAUGCGAAGCGUGCGAAGAUUGCUGCGUCGCCACCGCGGCCAUCUGUCACAUCUGCCGUGACAGGAGUGCAGCACACGGGGUCGAGCACGGGUGGCAUCUCAACCACAACAGCCAUGCAUGCAACAACACAGCAACAGCAACAACAACAGCAUCAGCAUCAGCAGCAAGAAGGUGUGGUGGAUACGCCCACUGGCACCGCGCAAGACAGUGGCAAUGAGAACCAUUCAAAUGGGAUGUGGAACGUGCACGGCUCCAACCACCACCGCCAUCUGCUAUUCACCACCAUGCCACCGACCGCACACCACUCGCUGCUGUUUCGGGAGGAAGUCCCGCCCGCCAUCUCCCCACAUCAGCUGUUGCAGCAGCAGCACGUGCACCAGCAGCAGCAGCUAUUGCACAUCCAACAACAACAACAACAACAACAACAACAACAACAACAACAACAACAACAACAACAACAACAACAACAACAACAACAACAACAACAACAACAACAACAACAACAACAACAACAACGGCAGCAGCAGCAGCCCCCUGAAAAGGCGCCUUCGCGCGGGGAACAUCCUCUCCACCUUCUGCUUCACCCCACGCACACACUCUCACAGCAGCCCCAACUACGAAAGCAGCAACAACGUAGCCGUGAAAGCGCUGGAAACACGAUGACCACGACGACCACCACUGCCACCACCGCUGCCACCACAGCACCUGCCGCGAUGGUGGCGAACAACACGGCGCCUGGUGCACCGCCAUCAUCGGCAACAUCGGCAAUGGCCUCCACGCCAGCUGCCCAGGAUGGUGUUGCAAGUGCACAGAUGGACGGGCCAAUUCCACUUCCACCCGUGCAAGCACCAGGACACGGCCAAGGGGCGCAGCCCGUUUCGGCAUCCACGCCAUCAUCGUCACCACUGACAUCGACAACAGUGGCGACAAUAACUGCUGCAACGGCUCAGCGCAUGCCAAGGGCACAUGCCAACGGAGAAGUGCAACAACAACAACAACAACAACAACAACAACAACAACAACAACAACAACAACAACAACAACAAGUACAACAACAACAACAAGUACAAUCACAGCCGCAGAAGCAGCAGCAGGACGAAGACGAAGGCAGCAGUGACGAUAGCGGAGACAGCACCAGCGCUCACGCAAGGCCUGGUUCAAAAUACUCUUGUCGACGCUGCUCCAAAACGUUUAGAACGCGCUCUGCAUAUCAAAACCACAAGCGCACGCACACGGGCGAGAAGCCGUUCUCCUGUCCUAAAUGCCCAGCGAGCUUUGCUGACGUGUCCACAUUGCGUCAGCACGAACGCACACACACCGGUGAGCGCCCGUACAAGUGCACGUUUUGUGGGAAAGGGUUUACGAAGGCGGGGCACUGCCGUCGUCAUGAGCGCACGCACACCGGGGAGCGCCCGUACACCUGCCGCGUGUGCGGUGCUGGGUUCUCCGACAAGAGCAAUUGGCGAAAGCACGAACAACGGCACCCAAGAGAGGCGUCACUCCAGUGCCUCAUCUGCAACAAGGCGUUCCGACAGCAGGAAAAGCUUGCCGUGCACAUGCGCCUGCACGAUGAGACGCGCAAGCACAAGUGCACGUUCUGCGACCUUCGCUUUGACACGCGCAGCGCCGCUAUUCGACACGAGCGACGCCACUUGGACUCGCCCCACCCCUGCCGCUUCUGUCUUCGCCCCUUUGUCUCCCGCAAGUACCGCGACCGGCACGAGCGUGUGCAUCACGUUUCGCACGGCCGGCACGUUGUGGAUGAACUGUACAGCGGUGGCGACGAUGGUGAUGGUGCUGCUGCUGCUGCUCUUGGCGGCGGUAAUGAUGGUGGUGGUGGUGGCGUUGGUGGUGGUGGUGGUGGUGGUGGUACCUCUGCUGUUGGCGGGCAAGGGGUUGGGGGUGCUGAUAUCACGAGUCAUCACAGCAGCGGUGAUGGUGGUGGUGAUGAUGGUGAUGAUGAUGGUGAUGGUGGCACAAGUGGUCAGCAUCACUUCAGCAAGACCGUGGCGGUGAUGAACGGGCACGUGAUCACGUACAUGCGCAUGACAUUCAACUGUCCGGAAUGCAGCAAGCAGUUUCUGUCCCACGCCGAGUUCUCACUGCACCACGAUGCGGUGCACGCACCAACCAACCCGCUGUUCACCAACUCGCUCGUUGCUGCGCACAACGCUGGUGACGACGACGAUGACGACGAGGAUAGUGGUGGUGGGGUUGAGAACGGUGGUAAUGGUGGUGGUGGUGGUGACGAUGGUGGUGUUGGUGGAGGUGUUGGCAGAGCGAGAAAAGGCAGUGGUGGUGAUGUGAGCGUGGAUGUGGAUGUGAGCGUGGAUGUGCAGGGUGGUGGUGGCAGGCAUCGCCACGGCGAUGGUAGCAGCGAUGAUGUCACCGCUGAUGCCGCUGGUGCGACACGCGACGAUGACGAUGAUGGUGAUGAUGCUGGCACGAGGAGAGCGCACGUGCAUGGCGGAAAUGCCAGCGCUGAUGACGACACCCAAAGCAGUCGGCAACGUGAGGCCAGCCAACACCGACAACAACAACCAGGGCAACAGCAGCAACAACAACAGCGAAACGGACGGCGUGUGAGUCGCAGUCACCGUCACGUUCAAGUGUUUCACGACCUGGCAGCGCUGCACCGUGACCACAGCGCUGCCAACCGCCGUACAGCCGCUGCCACUCGUAGACCCCCGACAGCCAGCAGUCGCACUGCAAUGGCAGCCACAACCGCCAUCUCCACCACAGCCACCUCCAGCAGCACCGCGAUGCACCCUGCCCGUCACGAAACCCCUGGCAACACCAAUGAUGGCAGUGCAAGAGCAGCCAGCAUGUCACCGCUCACGCCGACAUCAGGGCGAAGCAUAUCCACCAGCACAGCAGCGACCAACAGCGCUGCGGGCGUGCCCAUGAACAUGCAUGCAGGCACGGAGGAACAACAUGUGGAUGUGGGCAUGCACGUGCAUGCACCAGGAACCGCACAGGCGUCGCCGCCGCAGCCAGCGCUUGCGACAACGAUGGCCCCGCACGUGGGUGCACAGCCGGAUGUGCGGGUGGGUGGUGCUGAUGCAACACAACCGGUGGCUGUGCACACGCAGAUGCACUCACAUCACGAGUCAACACCACCUCUACAGCCACCGCAAUCACAGCACCAACAGCAGCAACAGCACGUGAUGUUUCAGCCGCCAUUGCACAUGACACCUCCCCAACACCACGCAGCUCAUGCACAGCAGGUGUAUGCGGGGUCGCUGCCACUUCCACAACAGCCGCCGCUGCCACACACAUAUGCUGUUGGGGUUCCUCUGCCGCACCCACAGCAUUCGCCCCAUCACCAUCACCACCACCAGCAACAACCACGCCACCAUCACCACCAACAACCACAUCAACAACAACCACAACCACAUCAACAACACCACCACCACCAGCAGCAGCAACAACAGCCACAGCAACAGCAUGCGUUUGAAAUGCAUCCAGCAGUGCAGAUUGCACACCCGGACGAGGAGGAUGCGCCACUGCCGCCCGCGCGCAUAUCAGAGAACAUGACGCUGUACAACCCGCACUUGGGUGGCGAGGGGAGCACGCAUGCUGACGCCCACAACACCAGCAGCCAUGAUAACACGCACGACAGGGGCAGCACGAACGGCCCUGCCAACAGACUCCACAACGACAGUGACACUAACAACAACAACACCAACACCAACACCAACCAUGACAACAACAGCAGCAGCAGCACAAACAACAGCCACGAAAGCGCCAGCAGCACCAGCCACCCUGACAGCAGCGGCAGCAAAGACACGCGCGACGCCGUGCCGGCAACAAGCAAUGCACACAUUGUGGUGUCGUCUCACGGCCAACACUAGCGCGGGAUGAACGUGAACAGCUGUUCCUUGGUGGGUUGGUUGGUGAUUUCAUCGGGUGGUUUGGGGGCGAUGUAUUGAUGGUGGGUGAAUUGGUUUUGUGGUUUGGAUGACCUGAUGGGGCUGAAGCAUGUGCACGCUGUUUUCCCAUGUCUGUGCACGACACUGAUGCAACGUGGUGGCUCCGUUUGAAUCGCACUCACCAGCCAGUGUUGUUGUCAUCACCAUAAUCAUGGUAACUGACGUCGUUGCGUGACAUGCCAUUUCGAUGUUCAUGAUCUGUUCUGUUACUUGUUGUACGAUAACUGACUGUCCUCGUGAGAAUAGACACUUUGCUCGUUGUUCAUGCACUUUGCAUCGAAAGUUUUGUGCGUGUAUGUGUGUGUAUAUGUGUGUGUGUGUGUCGUUAGGGUUCUAAUGUGCUCUCACUAGCCGCCGUGUCAUGUGCUUGUGCUCACACGAGUGCAACCGCUCACUCACUUACGCAUGAUCACUCAUACAGCAUGUCUUGUGAUGCGGUGUCAAUGUCAUUUUUAUGAUGGAACAUCUGCCCAUCUCAUACACAGUGUGAUGAACA
Salpingoeca rosetta is the source of this 5436-nucleotide messenger RNA. Its product is annotated as zinc finger protein. Gene Ontology annotation, cellular component: transcription regulator complex; PcG protein complex. Lineage: Eukaryota; Choanoflagellata; Craspedida; Salpingoecidae. Gene Ontology annotation, biological process: regulation of transcription by RNA polymerase II. Gene Ontology annotation, molecular function: RNA polymerase II cis-regulatory region sequence-specific DNA binding; DNA-binding transcription factor activity, RNA polymerase II-specific. The record is from RefSeq and is a predicted model, not a curated record. The transcript has a single exon. Bases 195 to 4862 code for a protein of 1555 amino acids.